UUCAUAGCGCUUUUAACUUUCAAACGCAUGUGACCACUGUAGACACUUCGUUUUCAUUAUCGUCGUCACCUUUGCUGCGCCGUCUUGUGCAGAGGCUUCUUCUGCCUCAACAUUGACAGGUGUUUAGACCGAUCGUGAUAACUACGAGGAAGCUCUACGUUAAGAAUUCAUAUAGCAUCGUAAUAUUACUAACGGAGUAAAAAAAGCUUCGAUAAGAUUGCAAUCUCAAUUAUUAUUAAAAUUUAAGAAGAAAAGCUCUAAACGAGUAUCCGUCAUGCCUGUUGCUAGAAUAAAGGAAAUCAUAAGGAAAUUAUUAAGCUCAAUAUUUUCACUAAUGAUUAUUAUGACUUUUAUCUCAUGCCUACCAAUCUGUAUACAUAACCUAACCCAUAAUAAUAAAUAUACUAAUUUCAAUGAAACAAAUAACAAAAUCAGUAACAUACCGACUUAUAAUGAGGAUGACGUGGAAAAAGAAACAAUUCAUUUAUCGUUUAAGAUUUUAGUAAUUGUCAUAUACAGUAUCUUUUAUACCACGUGCUGCUUAAUAUUAUUGUACAUUUUCUGGAGGUUUUUUCACAGCAAUCAAGGUAAUGAGCCAACUGUCCAUUUUCAAGACGGUAGAAUUCAUUGCAAUGGACAAGCGAUUGUCCAUCCACAAAACUUGCCACGUGAGGAUGAACCUUAAUUCGGAAAGAUAACAUUGACGUUUUGCGCAUUAGUGCAAGGCGUCAUGUAUCUGUAGUAUUGAUAAAGUUUCUUAACGUUUCUUACGUUAAAACCUUAUUUUCAAGUCCAAAUCAUUUAGACAACGCA
Molecule: messenger RNA, 813 nt
Organism: Camponotus floridanus (Florida carpenter ant)
Lineage: Eukaryota; Metazoa; Arthropoda; Insecta; Hymenoptera; Formicidae
Exons: 5
Coding region: 275-685 (136 amino acids)
Source: RefSeq, a predicted model, not a curated record